AUGGGAUUGAAGGAACUGUUGAAUCGGAAGAAGAAAGAGCGAAUGGAUCUGCGCAUCCCCUCGUCCCGCCACCGGUGCCCGUCUCGGAAUGGGGCAUCAUCACGGGCACAGAUCGAGGAGGAGCUUGAGCAGGUGUUCAAGAAGUUUGACGUUAACGGAGAUGGCAAGAUCUCGGCCUCGGAGCUCGGGUCGAUCAUGGGUGGGCUGGGGCAGCCGGCCACAGACGAGGAGCUAGCGAGCAUGAUCCGCGAGGUGGACGCUGACGGGGAUGGAUUCAUCAGUCUGAAGGAGUUCAUUGAGCUGAAUACAAAAGACGUGGGCCACGACGAGAACCUGCAGGAUGCGUUUGAGGUGUUUGACGCAGAUGGGGAUGGGUCCAUCUCGGCCGAGGAGCUGCAAGAUGUGCUGCACAGCCUUGGGGAGGAGUGCACAUUGGCCGAGUGCCGCAAAAUGAUCAGCGGCGUCGAUGCCGAUGGGAAUGGGGUCAUCUGUUUUGACGAAUUCAAGGUCAUGAUGAUGAUGGGCUCGCGCCUUGACACCAACAUCGAUUAA
This is a messenger RNA of Striga hermonthica, 552 nucleotides long. The record is from the annotation of a GenBank genome assembly. Lineage: Eukaryota; Viridiplantae; Streptophyta; Magnoliopsida; Lamiales; Orobanchaceae.